AUGCAGCGACGCUCAGCGGCAGCGCCGCCCGUCUCUCCCCCGAACUCGGCAGGCCCUUCGUCACACGGGAUGGUCCGCAAGCGCACCCUCCAGGACCUCCAGCCUCCCUCGUCACCCAACAUGCAGUCCUUCCCUCACCCAGGCUCGUCGUCGUCUCCCUCGAUCCAGCACUCGAUCCAGUUCGACUCAUCGCCAAGGAACGCCCAACUCUCGUCUCCCGCGAGCAUCUACUCGUCCCCUGGCAUGGCCCGCUCUGCGUCUGCCCAGGCGACGUUCAGCCCUUUCCGCCAGACCAUCACGACGAGUCCUCUCGGCAGAAUGUGCGAGCAGGACGAGGAAGUCCCGGGAGGAAGGAGGCCAGGCAUGAAACGGAGACGGACGAUCGCAGGCGACUCCCCGACCUCACCCGUCAAGCAGGACAACUCAGUGUCGCAGCAGCUAUCGUACACACCGCGCUGCGCAGGCAAGGACGGCGAGGACGUCUGGCCGCCCGAUGUCGAGGAAGCCUUCCACACAGCACUCGCUCUGCUUCCUCGUCUCGGGCGCAAGAAGCUCAUCAUCAACGGCAAGCCCUGCGGACGAAAUGAGCUUAUUGGCGACUACAUCCUCCGGACGACAGGCAAGGCUCGCUCGCGCAAGCAGGUCUCAAGUCACAUUCAGGUCCUGAAGAACUUACGCAAGGACGACAAGGACUUCAUGGAGCUCGUCUCUGAACCUGCCGAGGGCGACGACCGGUUCGCGCCCGGCAACGCUCGCCUCUUCUUCGGCGACGAGUCGCCCUACAUCCGCCCUUCAGCCUUCUCCAUCGGCCUUGGCUUGCCAGCCAUCGAUGUGACCGCUGCCUCGUCCACCUUCACUCCCUACCCUGCUCCUGCGCAGUCGCCUUUCGCGCUUCACUCGCCCUUCGUCUUGCACCCCUCGCAUGGCGCCUUGACUCCGACGACGGAACUCGCGCACGCCUUUCAGGACAUGUCGGUUCUCCCUCCUCCCAUCCCCGCCGCCUGUCCCUUCUCUCCCUCCGACUUCGCCAUGAUCGUCCCGUCAAAGCGAGACGCUCAGCGUCAGGAAGGUCACGUCCUCGCCUCCCUCAACCAUCGUCAAUCCGGCGCACCGCUUCGCAAGAUCCUCGUCGAGGAUCUCCCUCACGGCUCGAAGCGGUACCCGAUGCUGCCGGCCAUGCUCGCCUGCCUCCCCUGCCAGUUCCUCCACUUCAAGCUCAACCUCGACAUCCCCUCGCUCACCACUGCAUCCGCACUAGGCACCCAGGUCGCCGCGCACGUCCGCCUCGACACGAUGCAGAACCUCCCUCUCUCAGUCGUGACGACCAUCUUCUGCCACGGCGACCGCAUCAUCCAGUUUGUCGAGUCGCUCGCGCCGCCCGUCGCGAUCGGAGACGCCGCCUCACCGCUCGGAGCAGGCCGCUCGCCUUCGCCCGUCAUGCGCCACAAGUUCUCCUACGAGCUCCCCUUCGCCGAGACCUACUGGUCGCACUUCCUCUCGGCCAACGAGGAGGGCAGCGCCUCCUUCGGACGGAACGGCAAGGCGCGCUUCGAGCUCGCGCAGAACCUGAGCAUGUUCUCAGUCCUGCAGGAGGUCGUCGUCACGCCUGACGACGGUCUCGCGCUUGCGCAGGUCGACGACAGCGUCGAGAUCAGGGGAAGCGAUUUCGGAGACGUCGUGCUCGUCAUUGCGUACGACAUUGAGGUCGUCGAGGGACUGCACCGCGGGACGGCCGAAUUGUCGCUCCUCUCGUCGAGGCAUGCGGGCGCCGGCUUCGCACCGAGCGAGAUGGCCUCUGUGUCGUCGUUCUCGCCGCAGCUCGAUGCGCCGGGCAUGUCGCGCAGCGCGACCUUGCCGGCGAGCAUGGCGUUCAGCCAAGUGCCCGCGCCCGACAUGCAAACCUCGAUGCCGCCUCCUCGUCUCUCCCGCCGCAGUCCGCCUACGUCCUCUCGCACUCACCACCGCCGUCAGUCGUCGUCUUCGAACAAGCCAAACCUGUCGCUUCACAUCCCGCCUCCGAGCGACUUCGUGCGGCUCUCAGCCUCGACAGCAGGACCGUCGAACUCGCAGCUUCAGCCACCUAGCAACGGUCACCUCGCCGCGCCUCGCCCUCCGCUCACGCCGUCGACGCCGUGGGACCAAGUCGCCCACACGCCCGACGCGCCGCCGCCCGUCUUGCCAGACUCGGGCUCUGCCGCCCAGCGCGAGCGUCUCGAGCACAUCUGGCUGCAGAACGCGACGUACGAAUGGGACCUACACUCGCCGGCGUUGAUGGGACUGCAGGAGCACAGCUACCUCUCGUCAUCUCUCUCGCGACCCGCCAGUCUCGCUCCCUCGCCUAUCGACGAGAACGGCAUCUUCUCCAGCGCGUCGUCGCUUCCCGUCCCGCCCGCGCUGAGCCAGCAGGCAUUCCCUCAGCACUUGCAGUCACAGCCGAUGUAUUCCGUCCACCCCGACCACCAUCUCUACGGCGCCGACUUUUCGACUGGUCUCGAAGACCCUUCCCUCCCGGACCUCCUCUCAGUGUCGACGUCCUCGAGCAGUUCAGGCUCCACUCUCUCGUCCACUCAGGCAGUGGAGCCGGCGCCGCAGCCUCGCACAUCCGCACCGCCCCCGCCGCAAGUGCCGCAGAGCAAGCUGAAGGUCAAGCAGGAGCAGGACUUCUUCUCGAGCUUGCUCGGGUCAACAACCAAGUACACUGGCGUUUACGCUUCUUGA
This is a messenger RNA of Rhodotorula toruloides NP11, 2718 nucleotides long. Its product is annotated as TEA domain family member 1/3/4. Gene Ontology annotation, cellular component: transcription regulator complex. Bases 1 to 2718 code for a protein of 905 amino acids. Gene Ontology annotation, molecular function: RNA polymerase II cis-regulatory region sequence-specific DNA binding; DNA-binding transcription factor activity, RNA polymerase II-specific. The transcript is spliced from 4 exons. The record is from RefSeq and is a predicted model, not a curated record. Lineage: Eukaryota; Fungi; Basidiomycota; Microbotryomycetes; Sporidiobolales; Sporidiobolaceae. Gene Ontology annotation, biological process: regulation of transcription by RNA polymerase II.